AUCUAAAGACCACGUUGUUGGACUCGCAUCAGAAAAGGCUGUUACGAUAAAGGCCAAAGACAAAACCCAAAAACAGAAGAAAGAACGGAAAAAAAGAGAAAAAGAUAUUCCUCCAUUUCCGAGCCCUCCGACCUCAGUGCUUGAAACUGUUUGACAGAUGGAGAUCGAAGAAGCAAUCAGAGAAUGUGAUGAUCGAAGGCUGAAAACCAAGUACAAAAACGCCAUCUAUGUCAUCCAAAGAGCACUUGCCCUGUACUCUAUUGAAGAAGUUGCUUUUAGCUUCAAUGGAGGAAAGGAUUCAACUGUUUUGUUACACCUGCUUAGGGCUGGCUAUGCUUUGCAUAAAAGGGAACAAAGUCACUCCAAUGGGGAUCUCACUGACCGUGAAUUCACAUUUCCAAUACGGACAAUAUAUUUUGAGAGCCCUUCUGCCUUCCCUGAAAUAAACUCCUUCACUUAUGAAACGUCGUCUACUUAUCAUAUGCAAAUGGAUAUCAUUCGCCAAGAUUUCAAAUCUGGUUUGGAGGCUCUCCUUAGAACUCAGCCAAUAAGAGUUAUCUUUCUUGGUGUCCGAAUUGGUGAUCCUACUGCGGUAGGCCAAGAACAAUUCUCCCCUAGUUCACCUGGAUGGCCACCGUUCAUGAGAGUGAAUCCUAUCUUGGAUUGGUCAUACAGAGAUGUUUGGGCCUUUCUUUUGACUUGCAAGGUUCACUACUGCAGUCUUUAUGAUCAAGGUUACACUUCAAUUGGUAGCAUACAUGACACAGUCCCAAAUGCAUUAUUGUGCAUCAGCAAGUCUGCCAACAGCAAAGAAAAUUUUCAACCUGCAUAUCUGUUACCAGACGGAAGAUUAGAAAGAGCAGGGAGAGCAAAGAAGUUUUCUCCUCCUGUCUGUGGACGUGUUAGCAAUGACCUUGAAAAUGUAAAUUUGCGGCAAAAUCACAUGCUCACAGCCUCAGUCAUUGCUGUGGGAGAUGAGAUUCUGUUUGGCACCGUUGAGGAUCAAUUGGGACCAAGCUUGUGUAGAAAGCUCCAUUCUAUAGGUUGGGUGGUAUCACAAAUUGCUGUCGUUCGAAAUGAUAUAGAUUCUGUAGCUGAAGAAGUUGAACGGCAGAAGUCUACAAAAGAUAUGGUUUUUAUAUAUGGAGGGGUUGGCCCAUUACAGUCAGAUGUUACUGUAGCAGGAGUUGCUAAAGCAUUUGGGGUUCGUUUGGCUCCUGAUGAAGAAUUUGAAGAAUAUCUUAGGCAUCUUAUAGGUGACAAAUGCACUGGGGAUCGGAAUGAGAUGGCUCAGUUACCAGAGGGUAUCACUGAAUUACUGCAUCAUGAAAUGUUGCCUGUGCCUUUGAUCAAGUGUUUAAAUGUAAUAGUUCUUACCGCAACAAAUGUUACCGAGCUGGACAGGCAGUGGGAUUGUCUGAUUGAACUAUCAAGAUGUAGUAGUGGUGUGCUAGUACAGGCAGAAUCAUUUGUAUCAAAGCACUUGACAACAACUCUUUCAGAUCUAGAAACUACUCAACCUCUAUCAAAACUUUGUCUUGAAUUCCCAGAUCUUUACAUUGGUUGUUAUCGCAAAUCCAGAAGUGGGCAUCUCGUGAUUAGUUUUGAAGGCAAGGUAUAAGAAUGGUUGCACAAGGAUGACUAAUGGUUUUGAUCGAGCAAGAGUAGAAGCAGCUGCAGAAUCACUUUGCAAGAAGUUUAAACCUGGUGCAUUCUCUGAAAUUGACUGACUUGAGGAUGAUCUGCUCUUAUACGUGAAGCCAGCUUGCCCAAGCAUCCAAGCUUCUCUAUAAUAGCAACAGUGGAUGCCAUCUCCGAAUACAAGUAGCAGCCUCUCAAUCUCAAAUUCAGAUGGUUGGAGGAAAGCACAUUGUAAUUGCCACUGAAAAGGGGAGGGGGAGAAAAAAGCCAUGAGAAAAGAAAAUUGGAAAAAGCCAACAAUAUCCACAACUUUUAAAAGCCAUUUUAUCCCAGAGAUAUAUUAUAUAUUGAACUGUUGUCAACUUAGAAACAAAUUCAGAGAUUUUGUAUUAUCAAGAAGUAAAGAAGCCAGCUCACACAGCUCUACUUGAAUUUCAAGCUCUAUCUUUCAACAAUAUCUUUGUCUCAUUUGUUGUUAAUCAGUUGAAUUUCUUUGUUUGCACCA
Molecule: messenger RNA, 2146 nt
Organism: Cornus florida
Lineage: Eukaryota; Viridiplantae; Streptophyta; Magnoliopsida; Cornales; Cornaceae
Exons: 17
Coding region: 158-1621 (487 amino acids)
Biological process (GO): FAD biosynthetic process
Molecular function (GO): FMN adenylyltransferase activity
Source: RefSeq, a predicted model, not a curated record